UUUAGCGCGUCUAAAAAUUGUGUCUAUCCCCGGCACGAAUGUAAAAAGCUUUGUGUAUCUUCGUCUAAGAAUAACAGCGACGAUUUUGAUUGGACCCCUUCGGAACGUGACACACAUUUGCACCAAUCAGAGACGCGCGUUCACAUAGCUACUGAUUUGGCCCGCCUACUAAAGAAGAACCAGGAAAUGCACAUGACAUUUUGUUAGGCGGUGGAAAAAAGUCUUCUAGAAACGUUUAUUUAGUUUUUUUUUUGUUGUAGCACUCGACUGGUUUUCUUACCAUGGCCUCGCUGUUCAAGAAGAAGACGGUGGAUGAUGUCAUUAAAGAGCAGAACAAAGAGUUGAGAGGAACUCAGAGACAGAUCACGCGAGAUCGAGCGGCACUGGAGAAACAGGAAAAGCAGCUGGAGUUGGAGAUAAAGAAGAUGGCCAAGACAGGUAAUAAGGAGGCCUGUAAGAUCCUGGCCAAACAGCUGGUGCAGCUGAGGAAACAGAAGACCCGAACAUACGCCGUCAGCUCUAAAGUUACCUCCAUGUCCACCCAGACCAAACUCAUGCACUCUCAGAUGAAGAUGGCAGGGGCCAUGAGCACCACCACUAAAACAAUGCAGGCAGUCAAUAAGAAGAUGGAUCCUCAGAAAACUUUGCAGACCAUGCAGAACUUCCAGAAGGAGACAGCCAAGAUGGAGAUGACUGAAGAAAUGAUUAACGACACACUGGACGAGAUCUUUGAGGACUCUGGCGACGAAGAAGAAUCUCAGGACAUUGUGAACCAGGUGCUGGAUGAGAUCGGCAUUGAAAUCUCAGGAAAGAUGGCCCACGCUCCUUCAGCCAACAGAAACAACCCUGCCGCCUCCACCUCCAAAGCAGAUGGGAUAUCGGAUGAGGAGAUAGAGAGACAGCUAAGAGCUCUCGGAGUGGACUAAUUCUCAUACACGCAGACGCACGCAUCUCCAUAUUGCCUGGCGACAAACAUGCAGUGCUACAUCCUCAAGUACACGGAGCACACACUACUGGACGCAUGACGUUUGCAGUCACAUACACACACCUACUCGGGGAUAAAAUGCCACUGAAGGCAAAGUUAAUCCCAUUUUCAUUUUCACAGAGGGCUUCUUAUGACAUUCACAUAUGGCUGUUUUUGGUUAAAACUUUUAAAAGAUGACCUUUUUUUUGGUAAUUCGGCUAAAAUAUACUGUACUGUGCAAAAGUUGGAGGCCAUCGUUAAUUUUUUUUGAUUUCCAGUCGAAAUGGCCAUUCGGUACAAGUUGUUCAGUUUUCAGCAUCAGGAAACAUUUGCAGGGAUAUUCUUUGCACUUCCAAAGUUCAGAGGUUGGUUGCAUUUUUUGCUUGUCAUAAUAGAAGUAAUCCAAAAACCCAGUCCUUUCACACUAAUAGUGUUGAUUUGUCUUCUCGCAAUGUAAGGAUAGACAGACACAUCAGGUCUUGCAUUAUUGUUUGGAGUCUCAUUUUGUUCUUUAUCAUUUAAUCAUUUUUUGCACACACUUUUUUGCCCCCCCCCCCCCAUUUUCCUGAAACCUUCUCCUUUCUUCUGCAAUGCAAGUGCAUUAUUUUGUAUCUCAUCUGAAAUAACUCCUGAAAAAUGAAUAAAUUAUUUUUAAAGGCCUUUUUGACUGGAAAUUAGAUAAAUAAAGGGUGGUCUAUGACUUUUGCAUAGUACUAUAUUCUUUUAAAUGCAUGCUCACCUAUCUCAUCUUUUUAUGUAUUGUUAUGGGGAAAUGAAAAGUUAGAAUGAAAAAAAUGGAAUAUUGUCGCUGUUAUAACAAAACCUCUUAUCUCAAAUGUUACCUCUACAGGAGAAGGAAAAAUGUUCUUUACUUGAAUGUACUAUAAACGUCAGAGUUUCAUUUGGACCAUUUCUGUUGGUUCAUUUAUCAUGAAAUGUCCAUACAAUGUAAAGGACAACGGCUGUAUUAAAAUGAUUCCUGAGUUUUGAUAUGACUGCGACGAUAUGCUGAAUGUUUCUUAGGAUUGUAGGGUAGUUUCGCAUGGUGAAUGUAAGCCAAUAAAACACACCAAAACAAGCUAUAAUAAAUAUUCAAGGCUCUCCUCAUAUUGCAGAAGCCUCAGAGAUUCUCCAGAGAGAUCUACCUCUAUGAUUUUGAAAGCAGUGGCACUGUGCUUGUAGGGAGUUGGACGUAUUCAAAGUUUCAUCAGCUUCAUCUUGUCAUCUUGUCCUAAAACAACCCCACUCUGACUCCUGGCAUAUCUGAAGCCUUUUUUUUUUUUUUGGAACGAGAUGCACGUCUUCUAAAAAAAAAAAAAAAAAAAGAAUCCUCAAAUCCCACAUAUAGUUUAGCACUUUAUUCUUCUGUUAUGUCUGCUAGCAAUCUCUCUGCACGGUUGCUCCUCAUCUGAGGUUUGAGUGAUGCAUGUUGUGCUUUAGCUCAUGGUGAGCACAAUGUUCCAGGACUAACUCGCUGUGUAUUUGUGUUUAAAAUCUGAGCAAUGUGAGUUUAAAGAGGUAAUUUGGCCAAAAAUGCUAAUGUGCCUAACAGUGAAUAGAAGUUGGCAGGGCAUGAUAACCACCAGCUAGCUAGCUGUUGGUGUUGAUGCCCUGCUGCUCACUUCCAUUUUUGUUUGCCAUUGUAUUUGGCAGUACUGUCCCUUAAGGAUCCUGACUGCUUAUCACAUUGGAGACCAAAGCAUAUGAAGCUGCUGGCUUUGUCAGGAGUGAGUCAAUGGCGCGAUGCACUGUACACUCCAGUUUGAUGAGAAACUGUGGACGCUGUUUUCUUUUUUCCUGAUGACUGUCGUUUUAAAGGAAUGCUCCAUUUUUCAGCAUAAGCUCAGCAUCUGCUGCAUCUAUAGCGUAAAGUCGAUUACCGCAUGCUAAUAGUGAAGAAUAUUUCCAUGAUUCGAAACAAACUUUAAAUAGAAUUAAACGGGCACGUGCUGAAGCAUGAAAUAAUUUUUAAAAAUAAGUGUUUUGAGUCAACAUGUCCAGGGUGUAUCCUGCCUCCCGCCCGAUAACCGCUGGGAUAGGCUCCAGCACUCCCCCACUACUCUGAGGGAGAAGCGGCUUAGAAAGUGUGUGUGUGUGUGUGUGUGUGUGUGUGUGUGUGUGUGUGUGUGUGUGUGUGUGUGUGUGUUGAGUCAUAUUUUCUGUUUUUUUACUAAGUACAGGCAAAUGUAUCAGUGAUUAAUGUCUGUGGUAAUUGACUGUAUCCUAUAGAUUUGGCAGACAGAGAUUAGACUGAAAAAGGUUGGUGUAUUCCUCUAAGCUUCAUUGAGCCACUGUUGAUGUGUAAAUGUAGGAGUUCUAUAAACUAGACUUUAUAGUGAUUAGCCUGCAGGCCAAUCUCUGCAUCUUCAGGUGAAUAUGGAGAUGAACAUAUGAAGGAUAUGCACGUUUUCCCUCUUUUCACUUUGUAAUUUGGAGCCACCUAAUCCCUGGACUUCAACAGUCAGGGAGGCUUUCACAUUCAAAGAUUGAGUCUGUUCUGGAACUAAGAUGGAUUUUCGAUUGAGAAUCACAAUCAACAAUGGGGAUUUAGUUAUUUUAGUCUGUGACAACGGCGACGGCUCUCUGUUUUAACCCAGCUUUAACACACAGCCAGGUUUAAUCCACCGAAAACGUGGUAGGUUUAGAGGGCGGUUCAACCAUUUUUUUCAAAAUAUAUGUGGUUUAUCUGUUAAAAUGUAAAGUCUUUCAAACUGGAUUGAUGUGAAAUGGUGCAUUGUAGCGGAGUACUAUGGAUUUCUUUACUUUGGUGGUGAUGGGAUCCAAGAGUCCCAGUGUCUCCAACACACACACACAUUGCCUUUUUAUUUGCUAUUCAGAUAACCUGUGAAUCUACCUGUCUUUUGAAUAUUUAUAUAUAAAGCUCAUAAAGGUAAAAUAGUGGAAAAUCUGAAAACAUAUGUUCUCUUCAGGGACCAUUUUGCCUUAUUGACACCCUGCCUGUACCUCUGCACCAUGAAUAGAUUUUAAAAAGUUGUUUCAGAUUUUAAAAAAAAACUUAUAUUAGUACUGUCAUUAACAGUGUUUCAGCCAUCAAGCUGCUUUUUCAUAACCAUUUUGUCUAAUAACAGCCUGUGCUGUAGCUUUUAGAGGCAUUAAACUCUUUGUUCAUGUGGUUCCCAUCACCACCGUUGUGAAUGAUUCUGACUCAAGUUUCUCCUUAAUGCAUUUCACAUCUAACCACUGUGGAUGACUCCGAGUCAAAUCUUAACAGGUUUGUGCAGAUCAAAUCUGAAAAAAUGGUUGGGUUUUCCUUUAUAUGUACAGCAUGACUGCUUUGGGAGAGCAUUGUUUAUGCACUGCAAUACUCUAACAGUAUAAAUAGUGCAAAUUGGAGUUUUUGUUCCAUAUUCAUAGUCAUAUAUUUAUCAGGGCAUUGGGAUAUGGGUAACUGACAUCUGUUAACAGUUCUUUGUUCAACAUAAUGGACAUUGAAUUAUUCUUUUUUUUUGUUAUCCAUGAAUAAAAAUGUCUUUUUAACAAUGCA
Messenger RNA from Pygocentrus nattereri (red-bellied piranha), 4469 nucleotides. RefSeq names its product charged multivesicular body protein 2Bb (gene chmp2bb). NCBI's taxonomy places the organism in Eukaryota, Metazoa, Chordata, Actinopteri, Characiformes, Serrasalmidae. Gene Ontology annotation, cellular component: multivesicular body; ESCRT III complex. The record is from RefSeq and is a predicted model, not a curated record. Bases 282 to 926 code for a protein of 214 amino acids. Gene Ontology annotation, biological process: protein transport; endosome transport via multivesicular body sorting pathway; late endosome to vacuole transport. The transcript has 6 exons.